CGGUGUUAUCGCAGGAGGGGGACAUGAUAAUUCACAACCAUAACAGUUUAUUCUAACUAAGUAUCUGUGUGUCCAUUAAAUAUCUUAUUGACAUUACUGGGAUUGUCUGAGCGCGUGAAUGAUGGCUCCGUUCAGUUUGCUGUCAGUCGGUGCAAAUGUUCUGCUGAAGUCUUUGGGUUUGUUCUGUUCUGCAUCUGCUGUGAGGUGCUCCUGUGUAGUUCCAGUGAUAAAGAGUUUUUGUACCACAACAGGGGGUCCACCUAAGCGACCCCUCACAGCAUACAUGAAAUAUGUGCAGGAGAUUCAGCCCACCUUCAUCAGACAAAAUCCAGGAGUGAAAAAUGUGGAUAUUGUUAGAAAGAUAGCCCAGCAGUGGAGAAUCCUGACUCCUGAACAGAAGCAGCCAUUUCAGGAUGCAUCUUUGGCAGCUAGGGAGCAGUACAAGCUUGCUGUGGAGAAAUACAAAGCCCAGCUCACCCCAGCACAGUCUGCUGCUAUUGCAGAGGAGAGGAGACAGAAGAUGGCCAAAAGAAAAGCAAUUAGGAAAAAGAAGGAGCUGAAUACUCUUGGCAAGCCCAAACGCUCCAGGAGUGCCUUCAACAUCUUCAUGGCAGAGAACUUUGAGGAAGCGAAAGGAACUACUAUGCAGGCGAGGAUGAAGUCACUGACAGAUGACUGGAAGAGACUCAACAUCACACAGAAACAAAUUUACACACAGCUCGCAGAAGACGACAAAGUCCGUUACAAAAAUGAAAUGCAAUCGUGGGAGGAGCACAUGACAGAAAUCGGAAGGGAAGACCUUGUUCGGAGAAAAGAGAGGAGACCUAUUAAGGUGACGUCCACCAAAGACAGACAGAAGAAAUCCACAAUCACAGUGCUGAAGGCAAAAGCACCGAAAAAGAAAACUGCUGCAAAAAAGACUGUGACAAGCACCAAGAAGUGAGACAAUGUACAGUACAUUACUCUGUUAGAGUGUGUUGUAUAAAGGCCAGUUCCGUCCUGAAUAAAAAGGCUCCAUGCUUUCUGUUAUCACAGUAUUUAUGUAGAUUCAAAACAUGAAGGAUUUAAAACGAUAGUUCACCCCCAAAAAAAUAAAAUUCUCUCACAAUUCUGUGGGGCACUUAAGAUGAUGAAUGGCAGUACUUUUAUUGUUAUUCAAAGACACAAAGGCUUGGAAGAACAUGAGGGUGAGUAAAUAAUGACAUAAUUUUUAUGUCUGGGUAAACUACCCCCUUAAAGCUGACAGACCUUCAUGGCCAGUCAGGAGGUCUUCAUCUUUUCAAUGUAUCUUUUUUUUUUUUCCAGUUUGACAUAUAUACUAUAUUAUAAAUCUACACAUUCACAUUCUUCUUUUGUUUUUGCCUAUUCACAUUCUUUGUGUAUUGUGACGUAUUGGGCAGCAUAGAAUGUAUAGUAAAAAUGGACCUAAAUAUUGAUCUGUUUCUCACCCACACUUAUCAUAUAGAUUCUGAAGACAUGGAUUAAACCACUUGAGUCAUAUCUAUUAAUUUUAUGCUGCUUUUAUUAGCUUUUUGGAGCUUCAAAGUUCUGACCAUCAUUCACUUGCAUUGUAAGGAACUACAGAGCUGAUAUAUUUUCAAAAAUCUUUGUGUUCUGCAGAAGAAUGAAAGUCAUACACAUCUGGGAUUGUAUGAGGGUGAGUAAAUGAUGAGAUAAUUAAAACAUGUACAUUUAAAAAAUAUUAAGAAAGUUAUUUUUAUUAUUUUGAAAUAUAAUGGGGAUAAAAUCAGGACUUUGAGGCUGAGCAGGGGUCAGAUGACAGUUUGACCUCUUGGAGUAAAGUCUCAAAAUCAGGUAAACACACCAAUUUGUGAGUGAUGUUCCCCAGAACAGUCAUGUCCCCAGUCAAACCCUCUGACAGCCGCACACAAACAAGUUGCUGCAGAUAAAAAUGACAGUUUUUACUUCUGCGUAUUCCUUUACGUGUAAAUGACAUCAUCAGUGCAAGAAUUCAGUUAUAAAAAAUAUCAUACCAACUAUCUCAAUUUUUAGUCAUUAUUUACAAUCUUUCAAUCACCUGGUGUCAAAGUGAUUUUUAGUGGAUGUAUGAAGUCAGUUCCCCUCAAGUUCACACAGGUGUCCUAGCAAAGUAACCACAGGUGGAGUUUAUCACAUUAAAUAUGGACAUGUUCAACUAACAUUUGUCAACCAGAAAAAGUCCAAAUACUUCUUGGCUUCAUUUUGAACCGUGUAUGUAUUUUUUAUCAUUUAAAGCCUAAUAACCUUUUUGUGAAGUGUUUUGCUUGAAAAGUGUGCUUGUACCGUCUUUCUAUAAAAUAAAUAUAUAAUAAUCUAUAUAUAAUAAAUGCAGCUAGGUUUGAUAUUUUGUUUUCUAUAAAAUGAAAUGCAUACAUUGUGUGCACAAUUUAAAGUUUGUGUUCAUAUACUUUUUGGGGCCCACUGUAACUUCAAUCUGAUAGAUCUACCUUUACUAGAUAAUUGUGCUACAUUAUGCCUGAUAAAAUGAGUGUGCAUUGUACUUACCUGAAGGAAAGAGAAAGCCACUCCCUCUGAGACAUCUAAUGCAACAUUUCCCAUCACCAGCUGGACUUUACCAGAUUUUCUAAUUAGCAGUUUUCCAAUUAGACCCUCUGAGAAAUCCGACAGAACAGGCAUAUAGGUCUUAUCAGUCUGAUCCUAAAGAAUGAUUUUAUCACAUUCAUAUCUUUCAGAGGACACCGAAGAUGACAUUAAGCAUAGAUAAUAUACUGUACAGCCAGACAGUCAUUAUUGCAAAAUAAAGUCUGAGAGGCUGACUGUACAUUACCUUUAUUACACAUCUAUGAAUAAAUAAAUGGACAUGAAAUAUUGAUUUGAGUUUUAACGUUUUUGUUAUGUGAGAAGAGACUGCGGUGAUAUGAUAUGAGAGACUUAAAAGGAUAGUUCAUCCAAAAAUGUAAAUUUUCUUAUCAUUUUCUCACCCUCAUGCCAGCCCAGAUGUGUAUGACUUUCUGUCUUCUGCUGAACACAAACAAAGAUUUUUUUAGAAGAAUAUUUCAGCUCUGUUGGUCCUCAAAAUGCAAGUGAAUGGUGACCAGAACAUUGAAGCUCAAAAAGGAAGUAUAAAAGUAAUCCAUCUGACUCCAGUUGUUUAAUCGUUGUAUUCAGAAGCGAUAUGAUAUUCUUCUCCCUGCCCAGUAGGUGGCGAUAUGCACGAAGAAUCUGACAUUCAUAAAAAACAAAAGACAAAGAAAGUGAAAUUGAAGAUUAAUAGUAAAAAAGGACUUAAAUAUUGAUCUGUUUCUCAUGCACAUCUAUGAUACCUCUUCAGAUGACAUGGAUUUAAAAACUGGAGUUGUAUGGAUUACUUUUACGCUACCUUUAUGUGCUUUUGGAGCUUCAAAGGUCUGAUGACCAUUCACUUGCAUUGCAUGGACCUAUAAAGUUGAAAUAUUCUUCUAAAAAUCUUCGCUUAUGUUCUGCAGAAGAAAAAAAGCCAUACACAGGGACACAUCUGAGAUGGCAUGAGGAUGAGUAAAUGAUGAGAGAAUUUUCCUUUUUGGAUGAACUGUCCCUUUAAACUAAUUGCAUUAGUGCUUGGUUGCAUCAGUUAUAUAGUUUAGCAGUCAUCCAGAAGUAUUUGACAGCAGGGUGCCCUGAUUGACUAAUCAGAAUCAGGUAUUCCAGAUAGCUGUUUAAUAAAUGUUUUA
Messenger RNA from Xyrauchen texanus (razorback sucker), 3671 nucleotides. RefSeq names its product transcription factor A, mitochondrial-like. The transcript is spliced from 7 exons. Gene Ontology annotation, molecular function: transcription cis-regulatory region binding. The record is from RefSeq and is a predicted model, not a curated record. Bases 119 to 943 code for a protein of 274 amino acids. Lineage: Eukaryota; Metazoa; Chordata; Actinopteri; Cypriniformes; Catostomidae.